GCCGGGCGGGCCGCGGGGCGCGAUGUCUGCGGAGAAGCGAUCCGGCGCCGGGCGGGAUGUCCCGGAGCUGACGGGCCGGGCCGGGAGGAGCGGGGCUCGGCGGAGUGCGCAGGGACCUUCCUUAACAAUGUGAGAAGGGACUCACACAAGCAUACUGUGGAUUUUUUAUCUGUACAUACCACUUGAUUAUUGUCUGUGUUCUACUGGUCAACCUGAAAAGAAAGAUCAAACAAAAAUUGUUGUCAGCUUUGCCCUAAAGCUGCCUGAAAUUUAUGACUCCUUUUGGAGAAACUACCUGGACUGUUAGAAAUGGAGCAGCUCAGGCUGUGUCUCUGAUCAGCAGAGCUCUCUGCGUGGAGUACAGAAAUCAAGUUGCCUUAAAUCAAACCAUAUGCAGGUUGCACUAAUUGUUGUAACUACUGCUGAUACCACUCCAGACUUCACUAGGACUUUCCAAGACAGUUGUUUCUCACGUGGCUUGAAUGUUUUCAACUGAUGUUUGAAUAUUUCUAUUCAAUCUGGUGUGACUGUGCAAAGUCAAAGGAGUUUAUUUUUGCCUGCUAAAUUAAUGGUGAAUUUUGAAGCCUCACUUCCAAGCGGGAUCUGUGCUAUGGCAGCAACCUACAGGCUUAUGGUCACAACUGUGAACUGCUACAGCAGCGUGGUGAUAGAACAGCACUUUCAGCACACAGUGCAUUACUGCACGGGGACCUGCCAGGUGUUUAAGCAAGGAGUUGCAUGUAUAGUUGCCCACCACAGUGUGUGUGCAGAACUCGGUGUCCAAGAUGCCAACCUAGACCACAAAAUUCCAGUUUCUGAAAACGGCCUUGCCUUACCUGGGAAUGAGGACUAUCAGCAAAUACUCCUGAAUAAUCCCAGAAUCAAAAAGGGCUCUUCGGUGCAAGCUUCUGGCAGUUUAAAAGACAUUACUGGUGAGGCAAUAAAUCUCGCCAGUGGUAAAAUAAAGGAAUUCUCGUUUGAGAAGCUCAAAAACUCUUCCAAUCAUGUGGCCUACAGAAAGGGGAGGAAAGUUCGUUCAGAAUCAUUCAGCAGACGAUCAUUUGAUUUUGACAUGAUUUAUGGGCACUUCAGCAACGAUGAGAACUCUCCUCCGUGUGGCUUUUUGCAGAGUCCCUCGCCUGUGGAGAAAUGGCAGGAGAGCAAUGAUGCUCCAGAAGUCGGUAUGAAUCCCAUGGUUCCCUUCUCACCUCAUUCCUUCUCUGACGAAAACUUCAUUACCCAGAUUUUGGAGAAGCACAAGCUGGAUGGUUCUUCUAGUGGAGAUAUUAAAGUGUGCUUAGACAUCUUGCUCAAGUGCUCAGAGGAUCUGAAGAAGUGCACUGACAUAAUAAAGCACUGCAUCAAAAAGAAAUCAGCAGACAGUGUUAGUGGAGGGAAUAGCAGCGAUCCUCUGGCUAGUUCAGAAAUGAUAUACGUGAAUCUGAUGAGAAGAUUUUCUUCAUACCUGAAAAAGUUACCCUUUGAGUUCAAGCCACCUGGGCACAAGGAGGCAGGUGAUCUUGGAGAAUUAGUGAACUGUUUUCAUGGCUUGCAGCAAACUCCCUUUUCGCCAAUAUUUGGAGAUGAGCAGCCACCUAGGUAUGAAGAUAUUAUUCAGCUUCCAUCCUCAAAUGCAGUUCCUGUCAGACCACCAGGCGACCAGUGUGAGGUGACAAGUGCCUCUCAGUCCAUCCAAACAAGCACUGUGAGCUUUACCUCAAACUCCCUUUGCAGCACCUCACAGGAGAACACUGUGAGAGCUGUGAAAGAUGCUUGUGUUCUACCUCAGUUAUCAGCCACAAGCCCUUCUGACUGCACACCUUCCACUGAGGUUUUGUACAUCGAGGAAGAGUCAGAUGGGGAAAGAGUGUUGGAGAAAACAACGAGGGCAAAGGAGAAGGAGGACUGGGAGAGUUUAAAGCAUAGCUACCAGCUAUCUGGUUCUUCAGAUGCGAUUGCUGAUGGUAAAGCAGAACCUACCAGGGUAGGAGGUGAACUUUCUCACGCUUCUGAGAAAAGUAAUCUUUUAAAACCAGUUUCAGAUUCUGUACUGCGUGGUUCUCAAGCUGGCAUCUCCAAAGGAGAACAGACGUGCAAGAUAGACAAGGAUGAAAUAGAUAAACUGCUGCUGGACUUGGAGCACUUCUCACAGAAAAUGGAGAGUACUUUUAGGGAGCCCCCUCCAAAGGAGAGCGAACCUGCCUGUCUGCAGGUGUUUGGCUGGCAGGGUAGGCCGGUACUACCUGCGGCUCUUGAACCCAAAAGUAAACCCAGUGACCCCACUUCCCCUUUGUCAAAAAUCAUGGAAACCAAUGGUCAUAAAAUGGAAGAAGAUGACAGAGCCCUUUUAAUGCGUAUCUUAGAAAGCAUCGAGGACUUUGCCCAGGAACUAGUGGAAUUCCAGACAGGCAAAGGAAGCUUGUCCAAGGAGAAGGAAGUGAUGCAAAUUCUUCAGGAAACUUUAUCAACUCCUUCACAGUCCCUCCUUGCAGGGCAAAAAAGCCAUGCUGGGGCUGCCUCCAGAGACUCUGUUCCAGCUUUGAUUCAGCAGGCACCAGAAGUAAUUAAGGUUCAAAGCAAGCAAGAGAAGAAACCUGGAACGUCAUCCCCAGUCCCUUUGAACUCAGUGGUUAGCCCUUGUGCUCUGCCUGUGAGUAAAGCCACCAGCAGUACCCCUUUGUCCGUAAACAUUCCACGUUUCUACUUCCCUAAAGGACUUCCCAAUGUCUGCACUAAUCAUGAAGAGAUCAUUGCCAGGAUUGAAGAAGCCUUCACAGAGUUUGAAGAUGAGAAAGCCAACAUCUGUGAAAUGGGAAAAAUUGCAAAGAUAUGUGGCUGCCCACUCUACUGGAAAGCACCUAUGUUCAGUGCAUCAGGAGGACAAAGGACAGGAUGUGUAUCUGUGCACUCCUUUGUGUCUUUGUGGAGAAAAAUCUUACGUAACUGCCAUGAUGACGCAUCCAGAUUUGCUUACCUUGUAGCAAAGCCCAGCUGUGGUUACCUUGAGCAGGAGGACUUCAUCCCGCUGCUUCAGGACGUGGUAGAAACACACCCUGGUCUGACGUUCCUAAAGGAUGCUCCAGAGUUCCAUUCCCGGUACAUCACCACGGUUAUACAAAGAAUAUUCUACACAGUCAAUCGAUCCUGGUCUGGGAAGAUCACCCUAACAGAGCUGAGGAAAAGCAACUUCUUGCAAACUCUUGCUCUCUUGGAAGAAGAGGAUGACAUAAAUCAAAUCACAGAUUAUUUCUCCUACGAGCACUUCUAUGUUAUAUACUGUAAAUUCUGGGAGCUGGACACUGACCAUGACCUUUAUAUCAGCCAGAAGGACCUGGCUAGGUACAGUGAUCAAGCUCUAUCAAGCAGGAUUAUUGAGCGAAUAUUCAGCGGUGCUGUGGUGAGGGGAAAUGAAGUUCAGAAGGAAGGCCGCAUGAGUUAUGCUGAUUUUGUGUGGCUGCUGAUUUCAGAGGAAGACAAAAGAAAUCCUACAAGCAUUGAAUACUGGUUUCGCUGCAUGGACCUGGAUGGGGACGGGGUGCUCUCCAUGUAUGAACUGGAAUACUUCUAUGAGGAGCAGUGUGAACGGAUGGAAGUGAUGGGCAUAGAACCACUGCCAUUUCAGGACUUGCUGUGUCAGAUGCUCGAUCUUGUUAAGCCAGAGAGAGAAGGACGAGUAACCCUGCGAGACUUGAAGAGAUGCAGAAUGGCUCAUGUGUUCUAUAACACGUUCUUCAAUUUAGAGAAAUACCUGGACAAUGAACAGAGAGAUCCCUUUGCAGUGCAAAAGGAUUUUGAAAACGAUGGCCCUGAACCUUCUGACUGGGACAGGUAUGCUGCUGAAGAGUACGAGAUCCUUGUGGCUGAGGAGUCUGGGAACGAGCAGCUCCAAGAAGGCAUUUACAGAGCCAUGAAAUAAGAGUCCUGAGAUGAUUGCCUAAUUUUCCCACAAUGGAAACUGCUUGGAUAACAGUAGCAUCCACUAAUUGGCCACUGGGAUUUACAAAGCCACGGAGAGCUGCAUUUGCCUUUCUCCCUGUGAUGUGCAUCCAAACAGCAAUAAGCUGUUUAUUCAUCUCCUUUGAGCUGCCUUGCCUUUUUGUGGCUUCCAUAAUGAAAGAUGAUGUAACAGAGGAUGGAAGAUAAAAUUGUUGUAUUUCCUGCAUCUGCACUGCAACACCUGUGUGCUCAGUACAGAAAAGAAAUAGGAAUCUGCCAUAGAAGCUUUGCAGGACCACGAAUCACCAAAUUCACCAAAAACGGAAUUGGUGAUGUCAGGUUUUUGAAGUCUGUCUGAAACAGCUCUGUGUCUUCCUCUAAAGAGCAUGUCAGCAACCUUGCUGCUUGCUUUUAAGAGCCCCUGAAAAGCUCUGUAGUCAUGGCAGCGACAUUAGAUCUCAUUUGUGGAGCAUAGCAACAGACCACAAAGGAAAAAAAGGAAGGGAAAAAGAAAAACAAAGAGCUGGAUGCCCAGACAAAUUUGCUAGAAAGAGGCAUUGAGUUUUUGCAUAUUCAUCAUUUCUGCUGUCCUUUGAGGGUGACAGAAACAGAGUGGGACAAAACGAAGAUGAUUUAUGAGCUCUAUGAAGAAGCAGAUGAUUUUUUAGCAAAGGUAGCUGGCAGAAUGUGAAAUUCAGUGGUUGUCUGAAUAGAUUUGAGAAUAACCAUCAUUCAGCAAUUGCAGAUGAAUUAGUUGGCAUUCUGCACUACAUUUAUGACUUAAUCCUGCCUGUAGCUUUUCUGACUGGAGGGUUUCUGACACCAGUUGGUGUCUGGCUGCCUGGAUGCUUGUCUGUGACAGGGCACUGCCUGUGGAAGAGGAAUCUCACCAAGACAUAGUGGAUGCUCACACAGACUUCAAGGAUGCUGUGCCUGUUCAGAGGUGGUCAGGCGCUGUCUGCGUAAUGUCAGGGAGAUCUUAAGUGUUUACUUCUGAUCCUGAGUGGCAGCUUCAGAGAUUUGCAAGUACUAGUGUGGUAAAUUAAAUACCUAUGUUGGAAAACACAAGGACAACACACUCACCAAAAAGAAGAGAAAAGAAAGGUGUUCUUUUACUCAAAACAACAAUUUGGAGCGUGGUGUUUCACUGAACGCUUAAGCUAAUCUGAACACUUCUCAGCCAUGUUUUCUGGUUUAUACAUCUGUGUAUGAGUUUUCGAGAAGAGAGCCUGUUCCCUGGUGAAUGCAUGCACAUGUUUUUGUGUAAAGGCAGAAGCAGUAGUUGAAUCUGACCACGAAGGCUCUGAAAGCAAAAUUGCUAUCUCACAGACUUUGCAGGUGAUGGCACAGAAGCCUCUCUGCAGCAGGACGUAAGGAUUGGCAGGCAGAAAUUGCUCCCAGGGCUUUGUUGUAUCUGCACAUGACUAAGAAGAGGGAAAAGCAACACGAGAAAUGGCAGAUGGCUCUUUUUUUGGCACUGUCCACACAGGGUAUCCGAGGAGUUAACCUUUUUCUAGGGCAGUUUAUCAAUGAAUAAACUGGAGCUAUUCCUGUGCUUGCCACUGGAAGACCUGCUGCAACAUUGCCUUCACAACAAGCGUUGCUUUCAGAACUAAAGAAUUUGAGUUUCUUGGGAGUCCUGAGAAAAUACCUUGUGAUGGGCUGAGGCUGGGGAAAAAAUAUCAUUUCUCAGCAAUAUACUGCAGCUGGCUGGAGAGGAGAAUUUGCAGACAAACCUCCCUAAGUCAUAAGCACAGAGAGCUGGAGCUUCAAACCAAGAGGGAGAGGAACAUGACAGAGUGGCCACAAUUGAUUUUUCUGUGAAAACGAAAGCAUAUCAUAAGCUCAAAAAUACUUUGGAAACCAAGUGUUAGUGAGCAGGUCUGAGCAAGCCAAGUUUCCUCUAGGAGCUGAAUCUGUGCCUGAGCAACUUGAUUUCUACACUAAGGCUACUGCAAGAUACUGACUAAAACUGUAUUCAGAUUUCUAAAUGCCGAACACCAAUGAAAAGCUGUUUCAGAACUUAUGAAUGAGAAUGGAUAGAGGACAGUCAGCUGUCAGAGUGCUGCCUACUGAGGCACUGUGCCUUACAAAUAUGCUCCUUGAGGUUAACAUCCUGCAUGUUAUCGUAUUUUAGUCACAUGGUUUAGCGGCUGCUGAAAUAACUUAGCUGAAAAGUGCUCUCACCAAAAAAUAGCUUUUAAAGACACACCUUUUAUCUUUACAGAUCAUUUGAAGAAGACUAUGAGACAGAUGAAGUCUUAUCUCCCUCUGAAACUGGAGACAAGUCAAACUAGUUAUCUCAGAUCUCUUAGCAUAGAGAAUGGAAGAUGUGUAAUCAGUGUCUGUCGAACUGGAUAGCAGUCAGUCCCAAGAUGCUUAGGGACAGUUAGGGAUUUUUCUUAAGUCUGUCAUUGGAGCAAUGUGUUUUAUUUUGUACACUGUAACUUGAAACCCCCUUUUUUUUUUCUUCUUGUGUAACUGCAAUAAGAUAAUUUCUUUAAAAUAGCUUUCUGCAAUGUGUUACUGUGCACACAUUAAAAAUGGUGAUUGCACCUUGUUUCCUUUAUAUCUUUUCAUAUAAAUGUCCCCAGAUGUGCAAUAAAUGCCAGCAUCUCAUGACAAACUCACAGCUGCGUGCAACAUCUACAGCGGUCAUUGGUUCAGUCCUGUGCCAUUAUGACUCUCUGACUUCACAACAGGAGUGACGGAAGUUGCCAAAUUAAUUUAUACAUAUAUGGCUAGAGAUCAUUUAAAACACAAAUCACAGUGCAGUCCUUGGUUUUGCUGGUGUCCUGAAUACCAAAGGCAACAUGCCUGCAGAUAGGGAGAAUGAGGUCCCCUUCUGUGAUACAAAGCUCUUGUAGAUGGUACCAAACAAAUUGUACUUGUAUGCCUGUGAACAGUUAAAAUGAUGUCAUGUUUCUCUUAGAAUUUAUGAUACAAUUAACGUUUCUGCGUAUUCUUUUGUGUGUGAGAGGCUCUCCUGUAUGAAUACCAGUCAGGAUAGUGGUUUUUUCUCUGUAGAAGUGUUUUCUAGUAUAUUUACAAGAGAUGCAUGCACUGUUCAGCCAGUGUGCUGGAACUGCUGCGUUCUGUGUGCUUCAGUUCUGUUUCUUUCCUGUGCUCUUCCCUUCUCUUGUACUGCUAAUCUGUAGCCUUCUGCAAGGGUCUAAGCUGAUACCAUGAAAAUACCUGCCUUACCCGUGUGUGGUAAAUUCCUGUUAACAGAGGGAUUCUUUACCUGGUAAAGAAAACCUCCAAACAUUACUGAUUUUUUUUUUUUUUUCCACCCAUGAAACAGACCUAGAUUCAGAGAGAAAGCAGUGUAACUGAUGAAUUCUUGCUGUAAGUGCAAAAUUGAACUGACUUUCCCAUGGAAUUACAAUUGAUGUAGAAAGACAGAACCCAUUCACUUCAUAGACAGAUAGCUUGUGGAUACACAUGCUCACUGUUAUCCCAGCGUGUUUGGUGCAUAAAAAUGCUGCCCAGUGGUACAUUCAUCCCUAGAUGCUAUGUCUAAAUGUUGCUGUUAGUAACAAGUAAGGAAUUGGCUGAUCACUACAACCCAGCUUCAACUUUUCCAGGAGCCUUUGAAGUGUCACGCCUGCCUCCCGAUGCCCAGGUGGGACAUACUGCUGCCUUGCUGAGGUUAGUAACUCUCAUCAAGAUCAAAAUCUGAAAGGGAGGAAGUUAUCAGUUACACUGGGCUCAAAGAACUGUUCCCUUUCCCAUGAACAAUGUUGCUAUUUUAUCUAGAUCCAUAUACACAUCCCAGGAUCCUGGAUUUUUUCAUAUAUUGGGGGAGCUUCUGGAUGCCCAGAUUCUUAGCAAAGGUACUUUGAGGUCAUCUCCAUUCUACAGUGAUAGAAUGAAGGAGGGGGCACUGACCAAGGCAGGGUAAGCCCCUUCAAAUGCAACGAGCACACAAGAGUAGCUCUGUUCAACUUCAGGAUGUCUGAGUUACAUCUCCAUCACCACUGUAACCCUUGGAGAAGCUUGUGGAAUAAUUCUACAGAGAUCCAUGUUCAGAAAAAAAGUAAAUGAUUGCAAAAAUGAACAUAGGAUGGAAAUCACACAACAGCCAAUUAGAACCAGCUCUUUCUACUUCUUUCACCUGAAAGAACCAAGACAAAGCAUUUCACCUCUUUUCUUCAUUAUCUGGGCCUGAAGUGGCCUUUUACUCUUUGAUAAGAUUUUACAUCUCUCCAAAACAAAGAUUAUUCAAAGGAACAAGAGAAGAACCUGACCUAUUCCAGGAUGGAAAGAAAGCAAACAAAGAGGAGUAUCCUAAGCCUGGUAAAAUCACCUGUUACAUUUUCAAGCUUUGGCUUCAGUGAGGCAGACAUUCGUGGCUUUUGUUCUGAGCUCUUUCACUCCCAAACCCAAGGAUUUCUUUUUUAAAAAACAGGUUCUCUGCUGCUCUAAUGACAGUGAUUCCAUCUGUCCCUUCUAGCAGGGCAACACCGUGACACCAGCCUAAGGAAUAAAAAAAUAAUAAAAAAAAAUAAAGGACAACUUAGGGCAGAAGUUUUGCCUCAUGUACAAGAACGAGCUACAGAAACUAUAUGUAGUAACUUAUAGCGUUUGCUUUCUGGAAAAGAAAUCUGUUCUCUGUUUUACUAAUCCAUGUGCAGGUAAUCAUAAUUCAGCUGUCACAGAUUAAUUAGUGAAUGAGGUAUUUAUUCUACACCCCUUUGUGUCUUAGCCCUGUCAAAACUUCUCGUGGUAAAUUUGGAAACUCUGUCAUGCUCCUGGAGUUUCUGGGGUGGUUACAACAUCAGCAGAUCGGGGUGUUUGGGGCUGCAGACACAGUGCCUGCUCCCCUGCAGCACACACCAGCUUCAGAGGCUGUGCAGCUCUCUGAAAUGAAGCCAACGAACCCAAGAGUUACAGCACAGAACACUCACAGGAACCCACUGCGCUCGGGCUUUGCCUCCUGCCUGCAGCUGUCAGCGUGGCUGUAGAUGUCGCAUACCUUUAAAGACAGCUCUUACGUUUUUCUUUUUGGUUGUAAGUCUAUUAUGAGCUGGAUUCCUUUUGCUAAUGGAUAGUCAGAAAAGCGACUGCAAUUCAGUUCUGCAUGAUAAAAGAAUACGUGUUUGUUCGUCCCCUCUAGUCUGCUUUUGUCUGGCAAAAACAAGUCCCGUGUCCUUAGGAAAAAACCUUAUUUUCACAUUCACAAAUUUCCUCCGCACUGUUAAGACAGGAGAUGUGGUUCAAUACAACCACGUGCUGGAAUGGUACUGGGCUCAUUUUGUUCUUUUUCUCUGCAAUCUCGGUAGUAAUUCCUUCACCACGUUUUUCACCAGCAAGAAGCGCCCAGGCGCUGGCGCAGUUCCCCUUCUGCCGGCCUGCCACCACGCGGCAGUGUUGCAAAACAGACGCGGACAGCGAGAAAGAGGUGGCAGGCAGCCUCAGGUUGACAGAAACACUGCAGAAAACCUUUCUGCAAUGCUUUCGUGAACUAAGGAUGAAAGGAAGCUGACUCUGAACAAGGUCCGCGCUUAGCUUCUGAAAUAAAAUAUGCCUGAAAGAACAGGAAGGAAAAGCAGCGUACUUCUGGAGUACGGCACUUCACAGCAGCUGCAGGUCUACGCAAUGGAAGUGAACCUCAGCACGGAGCAGGUGUUACUGUGAGAAAGAAUUCAGCAGUGCGUGGCCUUUCCCUCUUUUCUCUGUAUCGCUGGGUGAUGGUUCUAGAAACUGAGUAUUUAAAUAAUAAAGGUUCUUAUACUUUGUAAAAGUAGUUUUGGAUGCGUUUUGUGCUGGUAUGGUUUUAUCUUUGUAUUUCUACUUUGUAAUUUCUUCAUUUCUUUUUGGCAAAUAAAGGACUUCUGAAAUGAGGAGGUAAAAUCUGUC
Molecule: messenger RNA, 9798 nt
Organism: Tympanuchus pallidicinctus (lesser prairie-chicken)
Lineage: Eukaryota; Metazoa; Chordata; Aves; Galliformes; Phasianidae
Gene: PPP2R3A
Product: protein phosphatase 2 regulatory subunit B''alpha
Exons: 14
Coding region: 569-3916 (1115 amino acids)
Biological process (GO): protein dephosphorylation
Cellular component (GO): protein phosphatase type 2A complex
Molecular function (GO): calcium ion binding; protein phosphatase regulator activity
Source: RefSeq, a predicted model, not a curated record